Molecule: messenger RNA, 1765 nt
Organism: Fusarium odoratissimum NRRL 54006
Lineage: Eukaryota; Fungi; Ascomycota; Sordariomycetes; Hypocreales; Nectriaceae
Product: agmatinase
Exons: 3
Coding region: 380-1552 (390 amino acids)
Molecular function (GO): metal ion binding; agmatinase activity
Source: RefSeq, a predicted model, not a curated record
AAAGUGAAAUCAUAGGGCCUCUAUGUGCAAUUCUAUGCCUGAAUCAGGCAAAUUCGCUCCCUAAACCUCAUGAGGGCUCGAGGCGGGGAAGAAAGACAACUGCGGGGAGAUCGUUAUCCGGUCAGAACUGCCUCGAUUGACCAAUCGGCGAUCUUCAUAUCUCUCUUUUGAGGCUUUCAUUGAGUUGAGGUAUGUUUAAUCUGAUGGAUCUUGACUCGUGGGGCCGGAUGCCCGCCCGGUGGAGGGUGAAGCAUAGGUAGUGACUAUAUAGACCUCACUGGUUGCCUCUCUUUUCUUCUGCUUCUUUCUCUCUUCUUGUGAUUCUAAGUUCACAUAUUUGCAAGUUGAAUUCAUUGGUGAAUUACAACUGCCGCUCAUCAUGAAGCUCCUAAACGUUCUCGCUUUGGCGGGGCUGGCCACAGCUUGCGCUCAUGAUCAUGAUGAUAAGGAGUGGACGAAAGAGGAACUUGAUGAGCUUGAGCAGAAAUGGGGUUAUGAGUGGCCCUUUGCUGGCAUCAACACAUUUGCCCAUCUCAACCAUGUAAAGUGCCUCACUGAACCCACUGAGCCUUUCGAUAUUGCUAUUGUCGGUGCUCCUUUCGACACAGCGGUGAGCUACCGCCCAGGAGCUCGUUUUGGCCCACGAGCUAUUCGCUCUGCAUCUGCUCGUCAGACAUCCAUGCGUGGAUUCAACCCUCGAGCUGGUAUUAACCCUUACCAGAACUGGGCUAAGAUUGUGGACUGUGGUGAUAUUUCUAUCACCCCCAUCGACAACAACAUUGCUCGCGAGCAGAUGACCCAGGCUUUCAAGCAGCUUGGUCGCCGCAAGACAGUUUCUGCGCUUGCGCCCAAGGCUCGACUGGUAACUUUGGGUGGUGAUCACUCUUUGGCUCUCCCUGCUUUGAGAGCGUUGAACGAGAUUCAUGGGAAGCCUAUCCAGGUCCUGCACUUCGAUGCUCAUCUCGAUACCUGGAACCCAGCUGCCUAUCCUUCGUGGUGGGGAGCCACUCAGUUUACCCACGGCUCCAUGUUUUGGAUGGCCAACCAGGAAGGUCUCCUUUCAAACUCCUCCUCUGAACGCUCCGUUCAUGCCGGUCUACGCACUAGGCUCUCAGGUAACGACUUUGCCGACAACGAGGACGACACCUCCCAAGGCUGGGUCCGCUUCACAGCCGACGAUAUUGAUGAUCUCGGUACCAAGGGAAUAAUCGACGGUAUCCUUAAGGUCCUUGGUACCGAGAACCCUGUGUAUCUCUCCGUCGACAUCGAUGUUCUGGAUCCCGCCUUUGCACCCGGCACCGGAACCCCUGAGCCCGGUGGUUGGUCUACCCGCGAGUUCAUCCGCAUUCUUCGCGGCCUCGAGGGCUUGAACCUAGUUGGUGCUGAUGUUGUUGAGGUGUCUCCUGCUUACCAGAAUGGUGGUGAGGAGACAGCUCUGGCUGCUGCUCAGGUUGUGUAUGAGAUCAUUAGCUCCAUGGUCAAGAGAGGCCUUCAGGAUGGCGGAAAGGAGGGCAAUGGCGGCAAUGCUGCUGCUGGUAAAGAUGAGUUGUAAGUGGCAUCAAGAGAUGUGGCGUUAUGUGUUAUGAAUGAUAAUGAGGACUUGCAUGGGUUUUGGUCAGCGUCAAAAGAAUGUACAUGAAAUGGAGAGGGUGUGAUUUAUAGCAGAGAAAAAUAUCAUUGAAAUUACUGAACUGUUCUGGUUCUUCCAUUCUGGUUUCUCGGCAAAUACUGCUACUGGUUUUAAAAUUGCAUACGUUUCACAGAA